Messenger RNA from Cyprinus carpio (common carp), 3649 nucleotides. Its product is annotated as activin receptor type-1B-like. The record is from RefSeq and is a predicted model, not a curated record. Gene Ontology annotation, cellular component: activin receptor complex; plasma membrane. Gene Ontology annotation, molecular function: activin receptor activity, type I; activin binding; ATP binding. Gene Ontology annotation, biological process: nervous system development; protein phosphorylation; activin receptor signaling pathway. NCBI's taxonomy places the organism in Eukaryota, Metazoa, Chordata, Actinopteri, Cypriniformes, Cyprinidae.
CCACUAUUGUCUAGCCGAGCCUGGCAGGCGGUGUAUGGUUGGUUGGUUUGUGGUUGUGUUGGGAGUCUCGCUCGCUUGUCAAUAUCACACACAACGAAUACUUUAAUGCUAAGAGAUGGGAAUCUUGCAGUCAUGCUUCCACGACGAACUGCUGUAGCGCUGCUCGCUCUGUGUGGAUUAAUAGCGGUCGGCGAUGCUCUUAAGUGUAAUUGCACUGCCUGUGAGAGCAGCGGUUAUGUGUGCGAGACCGAUGGGGCCUGCAUGGCCUCUACGUACCACACCAAUGGUCAGGAGGAGCAGCAAUUUCGGAUCUGCAUCCCCCGUGUCAGCCUGGUACCACCCGGACAGCCCAUCUACUGCUUGAGCGCCGAAGGCCUGCUCAACACACACUGCUGUUAUACAGACUUCUGCAACAGUAUCAACCUUCAGAUUCCCAGCGGUAGGAGGAUUGCUGAAGGUAAAGGGGGCAGCUGGGGUCCUGUAGAGCUGGUGGCAGUGAUAGCAGGCCCGGUCUUCCUCUUUUGCUUGCUGCUUAUCAUGGGAGUUCUCGUUUUCCAGCACCACCAGCGCAACUAUAACCAUCGGCAGCGACUCGAAGUUGAAGAUCCGUCCUGUGAUCAUCUGUACUUGGCCAAAGACAAGACCUUACAGGACCUCAUCUUCGAUCUGUCCACAUCCGGUUCAGGAUCUGGCCUGCCCUUGUUUGUUCAGCGAACAGUGGCCAGGACAAUUGUACUGCAGGAGAUCAUAGGUAAAGGUCGCUUCGGGGAAGUAUGGAGGGGGAGAUGGAGAGGAGGGGAUGUGGCUGUGAAGAUCUUCUCAUCCAGAGAGGAGCGCUCCUGGUUCCGUGAGGCUGAGAUUUACCAGACCAUCAUGCUCCGUCAUGAGAACAUCUUGGGCUUCAUUGCUGCUGAUAAUAAAGACAAUGGCACAUGGACACAGCUGUGGCUGGUGUCAGACUAUCAUGAACAUGGCUCAUUAUUUGACUAUCUCAACCACUACUCCGUCACAAUCGAGGGGAUGAUAAAGUUAGCACUCUCAGCGGCCAGCGGCCUGGCGCAUUUGCACAUGGAGAUCCUGGGAACACAGGGGAAACCAGGCAUUGCACAUCGUGACCUCAAAUCUAAAAACAUCCUGGUGAAAAAGAAUGGUACUUGUGCCAUUGCAGAUCUGGGGCUCGCUGUACGGCACGAGACCAUCACUGAUACUAUAGACAUUGCACCUAAUCAGAGGGUUGGCACCAAAAGAUAUAUGGCCCCAGAGGUACUAGAUGAAACGAUCAACAUGAAGCAUUUUGAUUCUUUCAAGUGUGCUGAUAUCUACGCUUUGGGACUUGUAUACUGGGAGAUUGCACGACGGUGUAAUGCUGGAGGCAUCCAUGAAGAUUACCAGCUUCCCUUCUAUGAUCUGGUGCCCUCCGACCCCUCCAUAGAAGAGAUGAGGAAGGUGGUGUGUGAUCAGAGACUACGGCCCAAUGUGCCCAACUGGUGGCAGAGCUACGAGGCGCUGAGAGUGAUGGGGAAGAUCAUGCGGGAGUGUUGGUAUGCCAACGGGGCGGCGCGGCUUACGGCUCUGCGGAUUAAGAAGACUCUCUCGCAACUCAGCGUCCAAGAAGACGUUAAGAUCUGAAAGACGCGGGAUGCUGCAGAUCCCUGUAGAGACGCACAAGCGAAAAAAAGACUUAAGCCAAAAGCAGCCUGCCAGUUUUAGCCCUUUUUUGAACCUUCUGAAGUUGUGACGAGGCCUACCUCACCAUCUUAGACGAAACUACUGAGGUUGAGUCCAUCCCAGCCCUUUUCCAUUUCUCCAAGAUCAAAGUUCCCAAUCGUGGAUGAGCCUCCAACCGCUGACAUCAGCUCAACUUCCCUCCAUGGAUCUAUUGUUGUUGAGUUCUUUGUUUUGUUUUUUUGCAGGAAUGACAAUUGAACUGACAGGCAUUUUGAUUUUAUCGUUGUUUUUAUUUCACCACUUUCGUCCAAAAUGGACUUUGCCGUGUGGCUUUUUAAAAGAAUGUUUAGAUUUCAUUUUUGUGCAUCUUCGUUCACUAAUACACCAUGUCAUAUUCCAGCGUCAGUCUACGAUUAUAUAUAGUGCUCUACUGCUGUUGUGAGAAUGUGAAAAAAAUGUGGAUAACACUGUCUCCUCCUGUUAUGACUACCAAUUCAUGUACAAAGCUAAAUGUAGCAAAGCGAUCACUCCGCGUGAGACAAAGUGGCAUUGCAGUUCUUUGUUCCUGGGGAAGAAAUAAAGAAGUGCAGAUUAUUUACUCCAGUAAAAAUCUGCCUGCUAAUUUAUCUUUCUUAAGGAUGCGUUUGUUAAAAACUCACUUCAUCAAUGUGGUUUCAUGUUUGAAUGCUUUUAAAUGUUCACAGGGAGUGUGUGUGUGUGUGUGUGUGUGUGUGUACACGUAUGUUUUAUUUAAUUGCUUCUGGGUUCUUAAAAUCUGUGUUGUGAUUGCUAAAUGCAUUGUGGGAUGAUUGCUCAAGUUAAGUCCUGUUAUCCUGAGAAAAUAAGAACCUUUUUUUGUCAUAAUGAACCACUUGUAUGCUGUUUUAAAAAUCAACUUAUUUUAAUGGGAAUGUUUAGUAUGUUCUAUUCCCAUUAUUCUGGGAUGUUGGCAUGUUGAACUGCACUGUUGUUAUUUGUUUGCAGCCAGAGUCCUUUUAGGGAUGUAGUAGUUAGUACCACUUCAAAAAACACACAUGUAAAAUAAUGCAUCUCUCUAUUUGCCUGCAUUACAUUUAUAUUGCUCUGCUUUGCCUUGCAUUGAAGAGUUGUCUUUCAGUUUAAUUUAAAAGUACUACUGAACAUUUCUUCCUCAUCUCUACAUAUAUAUAGGGUUUGCCAAGACUAACCACCAAAUGCUGGGCACAGUGACAUCAUCCCUUUAUUAACUUUACUUGCACCAAUGUCUUGAUCACAGUCAGAAAUCUGCAGAUGUUCUGAACGGUUAACUGGAAUCUGGGAUAUGUGUAACAGUAGGUGCGAAACAUGACUAGAUUAUGGCAUUAACGCCAAAUGCUUGUUGAAGGGCUGGAGGAGAACAAGGGUCCUGUAUUAUGUGUAACAUUGAAUCAAUUGCAGAUUCUAUUACAGUCCAUUUCUUAUUGAUCUGUGCAUUUUAUACUGUUGAGGUCAUAUCUUAUGAAUCUGCUCUGCGUAGCUGGAAUAUGUUUGAUGACAGCAGCAUGAUUCAGUUGAGUUGUGAUGUUAAGAAUGGCUCAAAUAACUAAAUAUGACUGGAUUUUGUUAUAUCAUGGUGCUCUACAUCAUACACUGGGAAUUCUGUCCUUAGAAAUGUAUAGGCUAAUUGUUCCACUAUUUAUAUUGUGCUUGCUGUUUCCUUACAACUUGGAUUUUGCAGAUGUUUGUAAAACAUGUACUUUAACUUUUGCUGAAGACUUAAGGAAUGACAACCGAUUCAGACGGUAGUUACUGCCACUUUGUGGAGGCAAUUUAGUUUAAAUUCCCUGACGUUUGUCCAUUUUAGUCUUUAAGGGUUCAGACUUGGUAGCCAAUGCUUUCAAUCCAACUGAUACAAGUUCUUGAUCCUAAGGUUCCAUGUGUAUUUUAAACAUAUUGAAACAAAUCCACUUGUGGUUUAAUAUAAUGUACAUAAAUGGUAUACAGUAAUAAAUGCUUUUUCUUA